AUUGCAGAAGCUUCUCUUUGCUGCCCUGACCAGAAGAAAGACGGGACGUGACGGAGCUGGGAGGAUUCUGCUAGCUGGAGGCCCCGUCAAACAUCCAAUAAAUACAGCUUCCUCACUGUGUAUUCGUCGCAUAAGUGGCGUUUUCAAACUACUCUCAUCCAACGCAGUUUUCCAUCCUAGAACCAAUUUUUCAAACAUGUCCUGGCAAAGCUACGUGGACAACCUGAUGGCUGAUGGCAGCUGCCAGGACGCGGCCAUUGUUGGGUACACGGACGCCAAAUACGUGUGGGCGUCGUGUUGCGGUGGUACAUUUGCCAACAUAACGCCUGAAGAAAUCGACGUGUUAACAGGAAAGGAGAGAAUGGGCUUCUUCGUCAACGGGAUGACCUUAGGUGUUAAAAAGUGCUCUGUUAUCAGAGACAGCCUCCAAAUUGAUGGCGACUGGACAAUGGACAUCCGGACAAAGAGUCAAGGAGGAGAGCCAACAUACAAUGUUUCUGUAGGCAAAGCCGGCAAAGCAUUGGUUUUAGUCAUGGGGAAGGAAGGUAUCCACGGAGGGCAGCUCAACAAGAAAGCAUUUACGAUGGCCGAUUACCUGAGGAAGUCUGGAUACUAGAGCAUCCUGUACCCUGCUCACCCUUCACCACCCAGUUGCAUUUCACACUACUUCAGUCCUAGUUGGUAGUUUCCAUAUGUUUUUCUUCUCCCCCUUUUUUUAUUUUGUUAUUGUCCAUCCCCGACCCCCUCCUCUCUCCUCCUAAUGCACUUGCGCUGUGAUUUCUCCCCCGUCCCGCCCUUUUUUUUCUUUCUUUCUUAAAGCACUGUUAAGUUGACCCAUAACAAAUGAUGUUCCAAAAAGAUUAUGGUGACAAAAAUCAACAGAAUAAGAAAUCUGUCCACAAGAACCGAAGACUACAGUGCUAGAAUACCCCCCUCACCUCCUCCCCUCUUUCCUGUCAUCUAAAGUGAACACACUCCCCGGCUGAGCAGCACUUGAGCGUAAACAAAGCUCCUCACGUCUUCCUUCGUUUAGCUUCUCCAUCCUCCCUCCAGGGUAGGAGGCCUUCACACAUCUAGAACAUCCCCCAACUCCUAUUCCUUCACCUACUCCUGCCAAUAUUUUUUAUUAUUAUUUCACUACAUCUUUUUUUUUUUCGUCCUCUCCAGACAUUACAUAAACAGUAAUAAGACUACUCUGUAACCCCUGCCCCGUCCCCUCCUUUAGAGUUAUCACCUGGUCCUAUAGAUGUUAACAUGGGGGUUCAGGAGGGCUGAUCCAGAUUCUGGGAGCCUGUCCUUACAUCCAUCAUGAAUAUAAAACACCAUGGACAUUCCACAGCAAUGAUGGCUCAGGCACUUUGUUUUGAUCGCUCCUGUACAAUGUAUAUUUUUUUUUGUUUUUUUUUUGUUUUUUUUUAAGGCUGCCAUUGUUGGACAGUAGGUAACCCAGCAUCUAACCACCUGGAGAUUGUCCAGUUUGAUUUUCUUUUUUUUUUUAAUAGGACCAAGAGUAGUCGAGGCUCGGGCGUUUAUACAUUUGCUCUAAAAAUCAUGUGAAGGAUGGCUGAUACAUAUGAAGCUGCAGGGGAGGUGAGGGUGUGGGAGGAAAUGAAGAAUAUCCUCAUAGGUCUUUUUCCUGUUUGUUUAAAGUAAAAAGAAAAAAAAAAUAAACAACUGCAUUUGUAUAAACCCAUGCUGUGUUGACAAACUUAUAAAACUGUGGAAUAAAUUGCCUUCUUCUCUGUAGUCGACUGAGCUCCGGGGUAUCACAUGGUCUGUCCGGUCAGUACUGCUAACUGUAUCGUCCCAUUCAGAAACAGUAAAAACAAAAAAAAAAACACUAUACCAUGAAGUAGAUAUGACACCCAAUGGGAUCGGUUGGAAGAAGAAAGGAGAAAGAAAACAGUCUUGUUUUUUUUUUUCUUGAACAAGUUCUGCAGAACCUGUGUAUCCUGUGCCAUAACGUAGAGAGAUCUGUUGCUGUUGUACGACAGUUAGCCACUGUCCACUAAAGUCACUUCAUUGGCACUUUUUUUCCUUUCCCCUUCCCUUUAAGCUUCAGCUCCACUGUUCAGGCCUUGUGGGAUCUGUGUACUCAUUAAAAAACAGUUUCAAGUCCUGUUUGCUGAUUUAUGUUUCUUCCCCUCACCACUUUUGUUUCCUACAUCUGGGAUACUGUCUCUUUGAUGCAUAUGAUUUCAUAUGCAUACAAACCAAGAAAUGCCAUAAAUUGAUUUAUCACCUUGUUUACAGACAGAUCAAAUAAAUUUAUUCCAACCAGA
Cynoglossus semilaevis (tongue sole) is the source of this 2282-nucleotide messenger RNA. Its product is annotated as profilin-2. The transcript is spliced from 3 exons. Gene Ontology annotation, cellular component: cytoplasm. Gene Ontology annotation, biological process: actin cytoskeleton organization; positive regulation of actin filament bundle assembly; regulation of actin filament polymerization. The record is from RefSeq and is a predicted model, not a curated record. NCBI's taxonomy places the organism in Eukaryota, Metazoa, Chordata, Actinopteri, Pleuronectiformes, Cynoglossidae. Gene Ontology annotation, molecular function: actin binding. The coding region runs from base 197 to 616 and encodes 139 amino acids.